AUGGCCCGCACCAAGCAGACCGCCCGCAAGUCCACGGGAGGGAAAGCCCCUCGCAAGCAGCUGGCCACCAAGGCCGCCCGCAAGUCCGCCCCUGCGUCAGGAGGCGUCAAGAAGCCCCACCGUUACCGCCCCGGCACGGUGGCCCUUCGGGAGAUCCGUCGCUACCAGAAGUCCACGGAGCUGCUCAUCCGCAAGCUGCCGUUCCAGCGCCUCGUCAGGGAGAUCGCGCAGGACUUCAAGACGGACCUGCGGUUCCAGAGCGCGGCCAUCGGGGCGCUGCAGGAGGCCUCCGAGGCUUACCUGGUGGGCCUGUUCGAAGACACCAACCUGUGCGCCAUCCACGCCAAGAGGGUCACCAUCAUGCCCAAGGACAUCCAGCUGGCAAGACGCAUUCGGGGAGAGAGGGCCUAG
This is a messenger RNA of Penaeus indicus, 411 nucleotides long. RefSeq names its product histone H3.3A-like. Gene Ontology annotation, cellular component: nucleus; nucleosome. The transcript has a single exon. Gene Ontology annotation, molecular function: DNA binding; protein heterodimerization activity; structural constituent of chromatin. Lineage: Eukaryota; Metazoa; Arthropoda; Malacostraca; Decapoda; Penaeidae. The coding region runs from base 1 to 411 and encodes 136 amino acids. The record is from RefSeq and is a predicted model, not a curated record.